GCUUCAGCUGGAGUAUUUUGUAGAGCAUGGUCAGCACAGGUAGCCAAAACAGCUAAGUUCCCAUGGGAACUUGCAACUGCAGCCAAGGCAGAUGUCUCUAUCCAUGGCCUUAAGACCUGUUGUGGCGGUGGUUCCCAGCUCGUGGUGUGAGGAAGGAGGACGAGUGAGACCCCGGGGCGAGUGGGCAGCGGUGCCACUGAUGCUGCUGCUGCUGCUGCUACUGCUUCUGCUAGUGCUGGAGGGUCGGCGGCAGGACAGCAAUGGCAGAUAUCGACAAACUCAACAUGGACAGCAUCAUCCAACUGCUACUGGAAGUGAGAGGGUCCAAGCCAGGCAAGAAUGUCCAGCUCCAGGAGAACGAGAUAGGAGGACUCUGCCUGAAGUCUCGGGAGAUCUUCCUCAGUCAGCCUAUCCUUUUAGAACUUGAAGCACCACUCAAGAUAUGUGGUGACAUCCACGGGCAGUACUAUGAUUUGCUCCGUCUGUUUGAAUACGGUGGCUUCCCUCCAGAGAGCAACUAUUUGCUUCUUGGGGACUAUAUGGACAGGGGCAAGCAGUCCCUGGAGACGAUCUGCCUCUUGCUGGCCUACAAAAUCAAGUAUCCGGAGAACUUCUUUCUUCUCAGAGGGAACCACGAGUGCACCAGCAUCAAUAGGAUCUACGGAUUUUAUGAUGAGUGUAAAAGAAGAUACAACAUUAAGCUGUGGAAAACAUCCACGGACUGUUUUAACUGCUUGCGGAUAGCAGCCAUCGUGGACGAGAAGAUAUUCUGCUGUCAUAGAGGUUUAUCACCAGAUCUUCAAUCUAUGGAGCAGAUUCGGCAAAUUAUGAGACCAACUGACGUACCAGAUCAAGCUCUUCUUUGUGAUCUUUUGUGGUCUCACCCCGAUAAAGAUGUCUUAGGCUGGGGUGAAAAUGACAGAGGAGUGUCCUUCACAUUUGGUGCAGAAGUGGUUGCAAAAUUUCUCCAUAAGCAUGAUUUGAAUCUUAUAUGUGGAGCCCAUCAGGUGGUUGAGGAUGGCUAUGAGUUUUUUGCAAAGAGGCAGUUAGUCACUCUGUUUUCUGCACCCAACUACUGUGGAGAGUUUGACAAUGCAGGCGCCAUGAUGAGUGUGGAUGAGACCCUCAUGUGUUCCUCCCAGAUUUUAAAGCCUGAAGAGAAAAAGAGCCCAAUGCCACGAGACCUGUCACACCACCACGGGUUGGAUCAGGCCUGAACCCGUCCAUUCAGAAAGCUUCAAAUUAUAGAAACAACACUGUCCUAUACGAGUGACCGAUAAUGCUUUCUUUGGCUACAUUCUUUAUUCUGCGGUGACAAUGAGGCUUAUAAAUCAAAAGGAACUAACUUGCCGUCCACCGGUUUAUAUAGAACUCACAGUAUCUAUGACUUUUUAAAACUACGACCUGUUAAAUGAAUCUGUUUGCACAGAUGCCCGUGUACAAUGCCAUGUGCUGAGAAUGGUUUCAGGCUUAUUAAAUGCAAACUUGU
Molecule: messenger RNA, 1489 nt
Organism: Mus caroli (Ryukyu mouse)
Lineage: Eukaryota; Metazoa; Chordata; Mammalia; Rodentia; Muridae
Source: RefSeq, a predicted model, not a curated record